AUGGAGUUCCUGCCAGGGGCGCAGAAAGAGCCAAGCGUUGAGGACAAUGUCACUGAUGUUGGAGGAGCUCCAGUGUUAGCAACGGGCAAGUCUGCUGGGGCGGAAAUCGACAUCAAGUACGCCGUCAUCGGGACGGCUCUGGGCGUCGCCAUAUCAGCUGUCUUCCUGGUCCUGAAGAUCUGCAUGAUCAGGAAACAUUUGUUUGAUAUCUACUCCUCAGACUUGAGAAGCACAAACCCAGGCCUCAAUGACACCGUCACACUAAAGAAGAGAGUCCCAAGGUAA
Molecule: messenger RNA, 285 nt
Organism: Odobenus rosmarus divergens (Pacific walrus)
Lineage: Eukaryota; Metazoa; Chordata; Mammalia; Carnivora; Odobenidae
Gene: TMEM273
Product: chromosome unknown open reading frame, human C10orf128
Exons: 4
Coding region: 1-285 (94 amino acids)
Source: RefSeq, a predicted model, not a curated record